AUGUUAUUACUAUUUUCAAGCUAUUUGUUUGUUUUUCACGUCCUAUCAACUCCUCUAGACAUUUGCGUUCGAAAUUACCAAAAUUGUGAGGCAUGUGUUAACUCGACCGACAUUUUUGGACAGCGUUGUGUUUGGUGUAUUACAAAUAAUCGAUGCGGAACGAUUCAAUCAAUCGAGUGUGAUUCGGAUGACGCCACAUUACAUGUUUAUAAUUGCCCCGGCGAUGUCAACAAUUUUAUAUAUGAUGAGCAGUUUAUGAGGGAAAUUGCGACGCCGUUGAUCGCUUCAACAAAUGCUCCAAACAUGGAAAUACUGUCCAGUGUGUUGAAUUCGUGCUUCAAAGAUAAUGCUAAUGUUUAUAAUACUUAUGAAAUAUUCUGCGAUGAGGAUAAUGUUACAACUUGCUACGCCUAUUCGGUGUAUCUAAAACGCGAAAACGCAUUUGCAAUGAUAUUCCGUGGAACCAGCACAAUAUUUCAAUUGAUUGACGAAGGAAUAUCGUUUUUUCUGCGCCGAAAAGUUGAUUUUCUAGAAACCGGCGGUGUUGUGGACAGCUACUAUCUAAACGGGUUUCGAAAUCUCUGGAAAAGAAAUUUAAAGAGAGAUUUUGAAACAUUAUACAACAGAAAUCCCGAUGCAAAUUUUUGGUUUUUCGGCCACUCGCUUGGUGGUGGCUUAGCCUCAAUCGGAUCAAUGAUGAUCCAGAAGAAAUACAAUAUUCCGAAAAAUCAGGUAAAAUUAGUGACAUUCGGAAUGCCUAGAAUCGGCGAUAUUGAACUAGCAAUGGCACACGACGAAGCAAUUCCGGAUUCAAUUCGAAUUGUCAAUUCGAGAGAUCCGAUUCCCGCACUACCACCCAGAACCUAUCCAGAUACAAUCAACAGUGGAUCAUUCCAUCAUUCCCGCGAAGUAUGGUACCCGAAUGGGAUGUCUCAAGGAGCAGUAUACAUAAUCGGAAAUCGGCCAGACACCAAUAUCGGAAGAAGCUUGAUCCCUUUCAACAUAGACCACCAUUUCAAAUAUUUCGAUGCAGUAUUAGAAGAUUGGUAUAAAACCGGAUGUCGGAAAAUAACAAUAAAUUAA
Molecule: messenger RNA, 1083 nt
Organism: Caenorhabditis bovis
Lineage: Eukaryota; Metazoa; Nematoda; Chromadorea; Rhabditida; Rhabditidae
Source: the annotation of a GenBank genome assembly